Messenger RNA from Talaromyces marneffei, 585 nucleotides. RefSeq lists its product as uncharacterized. Gene Ontology annotation, cellular component: mitochondrion. Gene Ontology annotation, molecular function: 2 iron, 2 sulfur cluster binding. The transcript is spliced from 3 exons. Bases 1 to 585 code for a protein of 194 amino acids. NCBI's taxonomy places the organism in Eukaryota, Fungi, Ascomycota, Eurotiomycetes, Eurotiales, Trichocomaceae. The record is from RefSeq and is a predicted model, not a curated record. Gene Ontology annotation, biological process: P450-containing electron transport chain; positive regulation of oxidoreductase activity.
AUGACGCUCUGGAGAGAAGCUGGUCACCAGCUCCGACGAGCCGCAUCGAGGACAGCCUCUGUCGACCGUCGGCAUAUCAGUGGACUUAGUGGCGCACGAAAGCAGCUCUUACAAUCGACCCAAAUAAGCCAGAGCGUGCGACAAGGCUCGAAGUUGCGAGGCAUUGUACAGUCCAGACGGCAGUUUUCCGCCACGUCGGCCGUUGGCCAUGGCCAUAUCACCCCGCCCAAGCCGGGUGAAGAGAUAAAUGUGUCUUUCAUCGACAAGGAUGGCGAAAAGUACGACUUUCAAGUGUCCGAAGGCGACAAUUUGCUGGAUAUCGCGCAGGCAAAUGAUCUAGAAAUGGAGGGAGCCUGCGGAGGUUCUUGCGCCUGCUCAACCUGCCAUGUAAUCGUCGAAGAUCCCGACCUAUACGACCGAAUGCCCGAACCCGAUGAUGACGAAAACGAUAUGCUGGACCUCGCGUUUGGCCUUACAGAGACAUCUCGGCUGGGAUGUCAGGUGAAGAUGACGAAGGAGCUGGACGGAUUAGUGGUUCGAUUGCCCGCGAUGACGAGGAAUUUGCAAGCAAGCGACUUUAAAUAG